Molecule: messenger RNA, 1361 nt
Organism: Pseudogymnoascus destructans
Lineage: Eukaryota; Fungi; Ascomycota; Leotiomycetes; Thelebolales; Thelebolaceae
Exons: 3
Coding region: 28-1272 (414 amino acids)
Biological process (GO): translational elongation
Cellular component (GO): cytoplasm; nucleus
Molecular function (GO): translation elongation factor activity
Source: RefSeq, a predicted model, not a curated record
AACUGAUCACUUCCCAUAACCGCAAAAAUGGCAUUUGGAAAGCUCUACACCUCCGAGGGAAACCCAAGGUCCACUGCCAUCCAGGCGGUUGCUCUGGCCAACAACAUCGAACUUGAGAUUGUCAACGAGGAUCCUAGACAGGGUGUCUCCGAUGAAUAUCUCAAGAUCAACGCUCUGGGCAAGAUCCCAACCUUCGUUGGUGCCGAUGGCUUUGUCCUCUCCGAGUGCAUCGCCAUUGCCAUCUACAUCACCUCCCAGAACGAGAAGACCACCCUUCUUGGCAAGACCAAGCAGGACUAUGCUUCUAUCUUGAAGUGGAUGUCGUUUUUCAACUCCGAGGUUCUCCCAAGCCUUGGCAGCUGGUUCCAGCCUCUCCAGGGACGUGUCCCAUACAACAAGAAGAACGUUGAAGAUGCCCAGAAGAAGGUUCUCCAGGUUGUCUCUGUCAUUGAGGCCCACCUUGCCAACAACACCUACCUCUCUGGCGAGCGCAUCACUCUGGCCGAUCUCUUCGGCACUGCUCUCAUCUCCCGUGGCUUCCAGUUCUUCUUCGACAAGGCCUGGCGCGCGGAGUACCCCAACGUCACCCGUUGGUACGAGACCGUCUACAACCAGCCAAUCUACACCAACGUUGCUGGUGAGCUUAACUUCAUUGAUGAGCCAACCCUGAAGAACGUCGCCCCAAAGAAGGCUGAGUCUGCCCCUAAGGCACCAAAGGCCGCUGCUAAGCCCAAGGCUAAGGAGGUUGAUGACGAGGAGGAUGAGCCAGUGGUUGAGGCCCCCAAGGCCAAGCACCCUUGCGAGGCUCUCGCCAAGCCCACUAUUCCCAUUGAUGAGUGGAAGCGUCAGUACUCCAACCUCGACACUCCAGUUGCCCUCAAGUGGUUCUGGGAGAACUACAACCCUGAGGAGUACUCCCUCUGGGCUGUCGAUUACAAGUACAACGACGAGUUGACCCAGGUCUUCAUGACCGCCAACUUGAUCGGUGGAUUCUUCACUCGUCUUGAGGCUUCGCGCAAGUACAUUUUCGGCUGUGCUUCGGUGUACGGCACUGCCAACGACUCCGUGAUCAAGGGUGCCUUCCUCAUUCGUGGCCAGGAUGCUUUCCCUUGCUUCAAUGUCGCUCCUGACUACGAGAGCUACCAGUUCACCAAGCUUGAUGCUUCCAAGCCUGAGGACCGCGAGUUCGUCAACGAGCAGUGGACCUGGGAGAAGCCCGUUGUCGUCAACGGCAAGGAGUACCCAUGGGCCGACGGAAAGGUCUUCAAGUAGACAUAUCGCAAGUAAUUUUGUUGACUUGUCAAUGAUUGUAGCUUAGACUACUUUUAUGACGCAAUGCUAUACACAAUUAUGAAUCAUGG